AGUUACGCCUGUGGCGGGCAGGUGGUCCGUGGUAUUAGGACCUUGAACAGUUUACAUUUACCAUGACGUUUUUACCCCAAGAGUCAGGCACAGUCCGGGUUAGGCGUCUUCUUCCCCAGGGAACCCUCGACAGCCAGCUAAGAGGAACCGGGGAUCGAACUAGCAACAUUCCGGUUACCAACCAACCUGCUCUACCCCUCUACCCCUCUACCUCCUGAGCUUCUGCCGCCCAUUUGAAGUGUAGAUAAGCGAGCCCGGCUGUGUGAGCUUAGCCGGCCGUCCAAUGAGCACCGCGGAUCACAACACGGGACCGCUCGGUCCGUCGCAGCCGGGGGGGCCAGGAGAGGAUCUGCGCAGACUCUCCAACUUGAAGACGAGAUGGCUCUCGCCUCAGCAUUAGGAACCCUGUGUAACGUUUGCGACAUCACGGUACAAGGCUGAGACGGACUAGGUACAUGCGUGUAGUGACAUCGGUAUCUUAAAAGUACAAUGAAGUAGGAUAUUUUUAUUUUUUAAGAGUAGACAUGGAUCGUCGAUCGAAGAGAGAAUAGUUUUUUGAUCACAGCCGACCAACAUGAUGUUCACUCUCACAGAGGUUGCAUCCCUGAACGACAUCCAACCAACGUACCGCAUCCUGAAGCCAUGGUGGGACGUCUUCAUGGACUACCUAGGUGUGAUCAUGCUCAUGCUGGCUAUAUUUGCCAUGACGAUGCAGAUCACCAAGGACCAGGUGGCGUGCCUUCCCUUUAUAGAGGAGCCGGAGCAGACGUCAGGGGCGGGGCCUAAACCUUUCUCCACACAAAGUCCAAAGGAGGCAACCACGCAAGGGGUCAAUGGGGCAACGCUGUCCCCCACCCCUCUGAUCAUACCCAAGGACUUACCUGACAGUGAGGUCCACAGGAGCCACGUUUCACAUGCACACACUGCCUCAAUGGCAAAAAUGUAUUCUCAGCCAGCCGGGAUCAGCACCAACCUGGACUAUCAACAAUAUAUCUUUGUCAACCAAAUGUGCUACCACGUUGCCUUGCCUUGGUAUUCCAAGUACUUUCCAUACCUCACCCUUAUCCACACCCUCAUACUGAUGGUCAGCAGCAAUUUCUGGUUUAAGUACCCCAAAACGAGCUCAAAGAUUGAGCACUUUGUCUCCAUCCUGGGUAGAUGUUUCGAGUCUCCCUGGACCACCAAGGCUCUCUCUGAGACCGCAUGUGAGGACUCUGAGGAGAACAAGCAGCGGCUGACGGGGAAGACUACGACUCCAAAACACGCAUCAUCAGAGGGCAAAGAAGAUGGCACGGAUGCAAGCUUGUCCACACCCAUGCUUGGAAACACGGGGGUCAAGUUCUCCGCCGAUAAGCCCAUCGUUGAGGUCCCAAGUAGUAUGACGAUCCUGGACAAGAAAGACGGCGAGCAGGCCAAAGCCCUUUUUGAGAAGGUGAGAAAGUUCCGGGCCCACGUGGAGGACAGUGACUUCAUCUACAAGCUGUAUGUGGCUCAGACCAUUGUCAAAACUGUCAAGUUCAUUGUGAUUUUGUCAUACACGUCCACUUUUAUGGCUUCUAUCGAAUUUGUGCACGAAUGUGUGCCCGAAAUCAAACAUCUGACCGGGUACAGCCGGUUCUACUGCACCCACAAUAUGGCUUACAUGCUGCGAAAGCUUCUUCUGAGCUACAUGGCUUUGAUUAUGAUCUACGGAAUGGUGUGCAUUUAUUCUCUUUUUUGGCUAUUCCGGCGGUCCCUUAAAGAGUACUCCUUUGAGAAGGUCCGAGAGGAGAGCAGCUUCAGUGACAUUCCAGAUGUCAAAAACGACUUUGCGUUCCUGUUACACAUGGUUGACCAGUAUGACCAGCUAUACUCAAAGCGUUUCGGUGUAUUCUUGUCUGAGGUCAGCGAAAACAAGCUGAGAGAGAUCAGUCUUAAUCACGAGUGGACUUUUGAAAAAUUGAGGCAGCUUGUCACGCGAAACCCACAGGAUCAGCAGGAGCUGCAUCUCUUCAUGCUCUCUGGCCUUCCCAAUGCAGUGUUUGAUCUCACUGACCUAGACGUGCUUAAGCUGGAACUGAUUCCCGAGGUGAGGUUCUCAGCAAAGGUUUCUCAGAUGACAAGCCUGCAGGAGCUGCAUCUUUGCCACUGCCCAGCCAAAGUGGAGCAGACUGCCUUUGCAUUCCUUCGUGACCAUCUCCGCUGCCUUCAUGUCAAGUUCACUGAUGUUGCAGAAAUUCCUAAUUGGGUGUAUCUGCUGAGAAGCCUGAGGGAGCUGAAUCUAGUUGGGAAUUUGAGCUCGGAAAAUAACAAAAUGAUAGGUCUAGAGUCCAUGCGCGAUUUGAAACACCUAAAAACAUUAUAUCUGAAGAGCAAUCUCACAAAAAUGCCAACCAAUAUCGCUGACCUCUCACCACAUCUUGUAAAAUUAGUGGUGCACAACGAGGACACCAAAUUAUUGGUACUCAAUAGUCUUAAAAAGAUGACUAACCUUGCUGAACUUGAGUUACAUAGCUGUGAGUUGGAGCGAAUUCCCCAUGCUAUUUUCAGCCUCACCAACCUACAGGAACUUGACCUAAAAUCCAACAACAUCCGAACCAUAGAGGAGGUCAUCAGCUUUCAACACCUCAAGAGGUUGACUUGCCUUAAACUGUGGCACAACAAAAUUAUUACCAUUCCAGCUUCCAUCGGCCAAGUGAAAACUUUAGAGGCCCUCCACCUGUCACACAACAAACUGGAGACCCUGCCUCCAGCCUUGUUCUCAUUGCCCAAACUCCGACAUCUAGAUGUGGGCCACAAUUCCAUUACAGUGCUCCCAACUGACGUAGGACUCCUACACAAUCUUCAACACCUGGCGAUUAACUCGAACAAAUUGGAGGUGCUUCCCAAACAACUGUUCAGAUGCACCAAACUCAAGGCACUCUGUCUUGGAAACAAUGGGCUCACCGUUCUGCCAGAGACAGUAGGACAACUUGUCCAGCUGACGCAGCUCGAGCUGCGAGGGAACUGUCUCGACCGACUUCCUGCCCAGUUGGGUAACUGCCGUUUGCUGCGCAAGAACUGCCUAAUUGUUGAGGACCACCUCUUUGAUGCACUGCCAGUUGAAGUGAAAGAAGGUAUCAGCCGAGAGACAAAUGUUUCCUUCACGAAUGGCUUAUAGCCGAUAAAAGGAAAAGCGGACACACGGAUAGGCUGGCAACUUUGAAAGUUAGCGGCGCCGUCAGGUGGUCCGAAAAAUGAUACCCUUUAAUAAUAUAUAUAUAUUUUCUGAUUAUUUCAAUGAUCAUAAUUAUAGCACAAUAGACACAUUAGAUAUUGUUCAAUUGGUAAUAGGUAAGAGGAACAGGACAGAGACAAAGAAAAUGACUUAAUGACUUGUGACUUAAUGCAGCUUAGCUUUUAAUUUUUAGCAUUGCUUGUGUUUUAAAACAGCAAAAUAUGUUAUGUUCAUGUUAUAAUAUUCCAUACACCAAAGUUCAUGUACAUGUUACAUUAAUUUAUUGUCCUAGGUACUCAGGUAUAAUUGUAACCGUGGGGAACAGCCUUUUGCCUUAAUUGCUGCUAAAAAAUCUUUUACAGUGGGGUCAGACGUCAAAACAAACAGCCCAAAAAAAAUGCAUUUUAGGUUACCAAGAUUUAUAUUAAUCUAUUGUACACUGUUCAUUUGGGCAUUUUCUAUAAAUAUGUAGUGUAAACAAUAAAACUAAAUGGUACAAUAGUUUUUAUAUGCAGAUUAUUAAAUAUAACAUGUUUGUAUUUAUUUCCCCAGGACUUGUAGGCCCCCAAAAAGUGUGCACUUUUUGGGGGCACAGUCAGAACUGUAGCUUGAGUAGUCUAACUUAUGUGACCGGUACGAGCCACUAUUGGACUUCUGCCUCGUCAGGGCAAAGAUUGUAUAUUGAUUAAGGCCUAAAGUACAGGAAUUCAUCUGUACCUUGAGAUAUGUAUUUGAUUGUUUAGUGAAUGCUUUUGCUAUUACAGCUACAAAGGACAUCCCUACCUUUAUCUUGUCCACUUGUGACUUUACCCAGAAGAACACAGUCAUCAGAAGGGAGAUAUAUUUUCCCUAACCUUUUCAUGUUUUUGAAAACAUGUUAAUUAUUUUACACAUGUUAAUUUAUCCCACUAAUAUUGCGAUUGUCCAUGGCUUAAGUGUGCAUUUCAGAACAUUGUAAUGAGAACUUGUUUUUUUGUUUGCUUCCGAUGUAUUUGUGUAUAAUGUUCAAAGCUGUUUUACUCAUCUUGACAGCUUCUGUACUUCCUGAAUGAUCACAUGCUCAAAGGUCAGUCUGUUAUGGCACAAUAAAACCAAAAAGUUGAUUGUUUCUUGUUGAUUUCAUGAUUGCGGAAAAGUGUAUGCAUCACAUGUUUACAUGUAAUGUAAACAUGUAAUUGGGAUUUUGUCAUUCCCAACCAGUUUGUUCUGCCAUAGGUGGCUCUUUUAAUCCGGUUAUAUUACUAGUAUUAAAGCUGCUACAGUAUUGUUGAGAAUGGUAGUUUUGGAAACUUAAAUGCAUUUGAGAAAACCUUAUGAUGCUUCAUUGACAUAAUGACCUGUUCUAGGUCAGGAAGAGAACAGAGAUUAGAACGAGAGAUUGGUGGGUAUUAACCUAGCCUAAAGAUCCAUGGGUUCGAUCCCCAAUGUCUGCAGUCAAGGAUAGUUUAGUAGUAUCUAAAUGAAUAAAUAGCUGGCUUGCAAUUCUUUUUAAAAAUAAAUGCUACGCUUCAGA
Molecule: messenger RNA, 4709 nt
Organism: Gadus chalcogrammus (walleye pollock)
Lineage: Eukaryota; Metazoa; Chordata; Actinopteri; Gadiformes; Gadidae
Gene: lrrc8da
Product: leucine rich repeat containing 8 VRAC subunit Da
Exons: 2
Coding region: 575-3139 (854 amino acids)
Molecular function (GO): protein binding
Source: RefSeq, a predicted model, not a curated record